GGUUUUGGUCAUGUUUUUAGAUUUUUCAAUGAUUUAUUAUAAUUCAUUACGCCUACAUUAAAGUACACUUUGGAUUUCAUCAAUAAAUUCAGUCGAUGCCGGUGCAGAGGUUAUAAGUAAUGGCCGGGACAAUCAAAACAACUUAUUUGGUUGUCGGAGGAGGCAUUGGAGGAGUGACGUGUGUGGAGACCCUGGCCAUUUUACACCCUGAAGAACCUCUAGUAAUAGUUACUGCCUCAUCACUAGUGAAGAAUGUGAGCAACGUAAGCUUCUAUGCGAAAACUAUCGUCAAGUUUGACGUUCACGAAACUGAGGCCAGCUCCUUGAAAAAGAUUCACCCGAACCUAGAGAUUGUGUACGACUCAUUAAAGCACAUCGACUCUGGUAAAAAAGUAGCUAUCACUGACGGAGGAGUCUCUAUUCAUUACAAAGUGAUGUGCCUUUGUACUGGUGGAGUGCCUCGACUCAUUUCCGAUUCAGAGAAGUGCAAUCGUAUUUUAGGCAUAAGAGACACAGAAUCUGUGGUUGAAUUCCAGGAAAAACUUAAGAAUGGGAGGAAAAUGCUUGUCGUUGGAAAUGGAGGGAUAGCAUCAGAGAUCAUUCAUGCGACAGGGGGGAUACAGAAAGUGUGGGUGGUGAAAGAUGACUACAUAUCAGCUACGUUUAUUGAUCCAGGUGCUGCAGAAUUUUUUCAAAACACAUUUAAACAGGAGCCCUUAGGUAAAGGAGAUAACCCAACGGUUCUCAGAAGACAUGUCUUCUCUGAGGAAGAUACACUAGUGUCCCUGAACAAGGACUUGAAGUCAGCUGCCCUCGGACCAGACUGGUACAGAAAGUUGGAAAAUACAAAAAGUGCGAAUGGAACACAAGAAUUAGAAGUAAUUUACAAAGUUGAAGUGGCAACUGUAAGGGAAGUAAACAAAGAGUAUCCUCUAGAAGUGGUUCUUACAAAUGGCAGAACUAUAGACUGUGACUUUGUAAUAUCAGCUACUGGUGUGGAACCGGCUGUAAACUUCACAAGUGAUGUUAUUCCAAAAAAAGGCCCAGAUGGUGGUUUAGAAGUGAAUGAUAUGCAAGAGACCUCUGUGAGGGAUGUGUUUGCAGCCGGUGACGUUGCCCAUGCAGGCUGGCCGCAUGCUCCCCACUGGUUCCAGCUGCGGCUGUGGACUCAGGCCAGGCAGAUGGCCGGCAUGGCAGCUAAAGCUAUGCAUGCACGGGUCACUGACACAGAAGUGCUACAAGACUUCUGCUUUGAACUCUUUACUCAUUGCACUACACUUUUUGGCUACAGAGUUGUACUUCUAGGAAAGUAUAAUGGACAAGGUUUGGGGACUGAUUAUGAGAUACUACUACGGACCACAGCUGGCAUGGAGUAUAUCAAAUUUGUUCUUCAGAAUGGAAGACUGCAAGGUGCUAUACUUAUUGGAGAAACAGAUUUAGAAGAAAUGUGUGAAAACCUUAUUUUGGAUCAGAUUGACUUGACACCAUUUGGAGAUGAUAUUUUAAAUCCAGACAUUGAUAUUGAUGAUUACUUUGACUAAUUUCUUAUAAAUUUACCUAAACUUUUGUUUAAAUAAAUUAUUUUUUUACAAUAA
Molecule: messenger RNA, 1595 nt
Organism: Plutella xylostella (diamondback moth)
Lineage: Eukaryota; Metazoa; Arthropoda; Insecta; Lepidoptera; Plutellidae
Source: RefSeq, a predicted model, not a curated record